Molecule: messenger RNA, 2585 nt
Organism: Exophiala mesophila
Lineage: Eukaryota; Fungi; Ascomycota; Eurotiomycetes; Chaetothyriales; Herpotrichiellaceae
Exons: 4
Coding region: 221-2434 (737 amino acids)
Biological process (GO): regulation of actin filament polymerization
Molecular function (GO): protein binding
Source: RefSeq, a predicted model, not a curated record
GCAAGUCCCCCGCCAAAUGUCUCGGCCCUCUCCAAAUCAACUCUAAGUACUCCGAGUCGAGAUUCCAGAAGCAGACGAAUGCAACUGUACCUGAACAAACUACGCUAAUAUUGAAUGAGACCGGCACUCUUUCAGUCCUUUCUGGUCUGUGAGAGUUUACAUCCUCCGUCAACCGUCAUGAUACAAUGCCGUUGAGUCAAGCUCCAUUUGUGACAUUAUCAUGGCUCAAGUGGACGCUGUCAGCUUUGGCACAGAACUCAAGGAUGCCUACAAGCCCGUAGACAACUGGGUCAGCCUCGGAAUUGGUUGGCUCACCGAAAUCCAAGAGUUUUACCAAGAGCGGUCCGCCAUCGAAAAAGAAUACAGCCAGAAAUUGACUGCGCUGGCGAAAAAAUACUAUGACAGAAAGGCAAAAAAGUCUAGCAAUUUGAGCGUUGGCGACAAUCCAGUCUUGACGCCGGGUUCAUUGGAAGCUGCCUCGCUGACCACAUGGACAACGCAACUGUCCACAUUGGAGGCUCGAGCCAACGAGCAUGCCAAAUUCUCCACAGACCUGAUCAGCCAGGUUUCGACACCACUUGAAUAUAAUGCGAGGAAAUUGGAAGAACUUCGAAAGAGCCAUGCGGAAUACCAGGCCAAACUCGUCAAAGAACGAGACUCGUCGUAUGGCGACCUCAAGAAACUCAAGGGAAAAUAUGAUACCGUGUGUCAGGAGGUGGAGAAUCGCCGAAAGAAAGCAGAGUCAUCCUUUGAAAAAGCCAAAGCCCAGAGCUCAUACAACCAGCAAUUGAUGGAAAUGAACAAUGCCAAAAACACCUAUUUGAUUGGAAUCAACGUCACCAACAAGCUCAAGGAGUGCUACUACCACGAGUAUGUCCCGGAACUAUUGGACUCAUUGCAAGAUUUGAACGAAACUCGAGUGUCCAAGUUGAACUCGAUCUGGCUGGUGGCUGCCACACUUGAGAACAACACACUCAAACGAAGUGUUGAGCACUUGAACCAUCUAUCUACCGAGAUUCCCCGAAACAAUCCCAGUCUUGACAGCAACAUGUUUGUUCGACACAAUGCGGUUCAAUGGCAGGAACCUGCAAAUCUCGUGUUUGAGCCGUCCCCUGUCUGGCUUGAUGCCGACAACAUGAUGACUGAUGAAACGUCCAAGAUCUUCUUGCGCAACAUUUUACAAAAGAGCAAACCUUUGAUCAACCAGCUCAAAACAGAAGGGGCCGCUAAAUGCCGGGAGCUGGAAAAUGUGAAGAAUUUACGCCAGAACAUUCGGGCGGGCAAAGACCGAAGGGAUGAGGUUGAUUGCGUUCGGUCACAGUUUGCAGUGCAAGAGGCUCUGCACGCCGUUGAUCGGAGACGAUUGACCGCCGAGGUUGAGAUUUCUACCAUCACUCAAGUGGUUGGUGACCUCAGCAUGUACGGGAAGAGUCACCCGUUCAAGUCAGAGACCUUCAAGAUUCCCACCAAUUGCGACCUAUGUGGCGACCGAAUCUGGGGUCUGAGCGCAAAGGGAUUCAUCUGUACUGAUUGUGGCUUCACAUGUCAUAGCAAGUGUCAGAUGAAGGUGCCAGCUGAGUGUCCGGGCGAACAAACCAAGGAAGAGCGGAAGAAGCUCAAAGCAGAGCGGCAGGCGGCAGCUAGCAUCGCGGCUGAGACGCCUGUGGUGAACGGCAAUAGCAACAACAAUCUUCCUCCUCUCACGAGACAAGAUACGAUGAACAGCCUGUCGUCUGGUUAUGCGGCGAGUGCGAGUCGAUCAAUGUCUGGCAAUAUUCCGAGAACCAGCACACAAGACGACACGACACCCACAACGAGCUCGCCAUUGACAGCAGCACCAUCCACCGCUGGAGCGAGUACAGGGGCCACGACAAGAAGGAAUCGAAUAGUGGCUCCACCUCCGGCGGCAUAUGUUGGCUCUUCAGGGGCCGCCGCAAACGGAAGCAAUCAACCCAGAGGAAGGAUGCUGUAUCCUUACGAGGCUCGCGAUUCGGGAGAAGUAUCAGUGUCGGAAGGGGCUGAAGUUAAAAUCAUCGAACCAGACGAUCAAGGCUGGACCAAAAUCAGCGUCGGCUUCGGCAAGGAAGGACUCGUACCGACAGCAUAUCUCGAAGAACUUCCUCCCGCGGCAAGCACUCCCGCACAGGAACGACCACCAUCACUGUACUCGAACAACUCGAGUGCGUCACUAGCUUCAUCCAACCUAGCAUCCAAGAAGAAACAAGGCCCGGCAGUGGCACCACGCAGGGGAGCGAAAAAGGUUAAAUACGCAGAAGCAUUAUAUGCAUACACAGCUCAAAGCGACGCUGAGUUCGACAUGGUGGAAGGAGAGAAGUUUAUCUUGGUGAGCAUGGGAUCAGGAGAUGGAUGGGCGGAUGUGGAAAAGAACGGUGAGGUUCGUAGUGUACCUGCGAAUUAUAUCCAAGAGGUAUAGUAUAGUAUAGAGGGAUGAUGGAUCUGUUCAAACGAGAAGACGUUGAAGUUGAUGUUACGAGCGAUCAAUCGAUCAAUCAAAUGAGCGUAUGUACCUAUCCAUUCACACGGGCAUUCCAUGGAAUACAAUACGAAUACACAUCCCUCAUUCA